UCAGCAUUACACAUCAGAAGAAAAGCAACGUUGCGACGUUACGUCCAAAGCCUUUAUCCACUUUCAAACUAUUUCAUUUCCAAAACCCUAAACCAUAUUUCACUCAAUCUUCGGUGAAAUCUUCCCGAUGGGUCUCCUCUCAUGGUGGAAAGGCCAAUCUCCGCCAUCGGACUCCAAUUCCAAGCCACCGCCUCCUCAGAAGAAUGUCUCUCAACCUGCCGAAGUCCCCGGCCUGAAUGGCGCCGUCGAAGUUCCCCGACCGGCUGCCACUGUGACGGUCUUUGAGUUCGGCUCCGUUUCCUCUUCCUCCGACAAGGUCACUCUCGCCGGUUACUGCCCCGUCUCCGAUGACCUCGAGCCCUGCCGUUGGGAGAUUCUGCCGGCAAGCGGCUCCGAUGCGCCUCUUUUUCGCGUUGUCUUCUGAGGAUGCUUGAGAAUCUAUCAGGCGAUCUGACACUAACACCUAGCAGGUUUCACUUUCUCAUUAACUUGGAGUGGCCAUAGACGAACUAUAGUUUAAUGACUAUUACUCUAACUUAUUUUGAGUUAUGAACGCUGCACUGAUAAAAGAGUGAGUAGACAUUGAAUCAAAUAACACCCUAGUAGAGCUUCUAAGAUUAGGUAGUGUAUUUGUCACCACUACACUAGAGUUGUCAGUUUCUUGCUGGGUGGUAGCAAAUACUUUUCCUUGUUGAUGGAUUUGACUUGCUGUCCUAGUUUGCCUAGAAUUCAAGGGUUGCUUCCGUCUAUCCUUGGUAACAUUCCCAACAAAAUUCUCUGUCAUAUGCCUUUUCUGGCCCCAUCUAAAGCAUGCACCAGUUUGUGCCAAGCAUCGACUCUAGUGGCAUCGUCCACAUGAGCUGCACAUUAGCUUAUCGUCACCAGUGCCUUCUUGUCUGGAGGGUUGCUGCUUUCUGCCCACGAGUUGGUCGUGGCAUUUUUUGAGUAAUAUUGAUCCAAAGGGCUCUUGGGGCUCAUUAUGCAUUAUGUUAUCUAUAGAACGUUUGUCUUCUUGGUGUCAAUGUCUACUAACUUUGGGAAAAGCGAGGAAGUUUUUUGAACUAUUUUGUUCGCAUCCAUGGAUUUGUCGCUUUGUUGGAGAUGCUUGAAACUACCGAGCUAUAGUAGUGAAAUACUUCCUGUAGAAUGCUUAUCUGAAUUGCGCCAAGUGACUGGUUCAUUACGAAAUGGCGAUGUAUCUCUUUGCUAACUCGUACCCAAAAAAAAAAAAA
Molecule: messenger RNA, 1232 nt
Organism: Benincasa hispida (wax gourd)
Lineage: Eukaryota; Viridiplantae; Streptophyta; Magnoliopsida; Cucurbitales; Cucurbitaceae
Product: allyl alcohol dehydrogenase-like protein
Source: RefSeq, a predicted model, not a curated record